UGCCUCUGUGUCACGUUCAUUGGGCCUGAACACGACUGUCACGGGGAGGUGUCCUCCUCUCCUUUUCCUCUUCUCGGCUCUAUAAAUUGAGGGGAGACAUUCUCCACCAAAGCAGCCAAGAAAGCUCUCUCCUGGUUGUCAAGAUCCGUUCGGGGAAAGUCUGCUUUCCCAAAUCCAAGAAACCAAAAUGAACAUUCUUUUCCGGCUGGGUGUCCUCUGCAUCGCGGUGGCUGUGUGCCAUGGAGCCUGCUUUAGAAAGCUGAAUGAAGUGGUGAUCAAAGACGGUAAACUGGAGGAGCCUGUGUGCACCGAUGUGUACGAUGGGAGCAAGCACCCCGUGGGCGAUUCUUGGAACACAGCUCACUGUAUAGGAUGCAACUGCUACACAGACAGGAUGGAGUGCUGCACCAGAUACGGUGGCGUUGCGCAUGUUCAAGGAUGUGUAGCAGUGGUUGAUAAAACAACAUGCAAAUAUAAGUUCUAUAAGGAGGCGAAUCCAUCAGAACCAUGUUUUGAAGAAGGCCAGGAACCCCUGAAAUGAAUGGGGAGCAAAUAAAUAAAUGAGCCUCUGCAUCUAAAA
This is a messenger RNA of Anolis sagrei ordinatus, 580 nucleotides long. The record is from RefSeq and is a predicted model, not a curated record. NCBI's taxonomy places the organism in Eukaryota, Metazoa, Chordata, Lepidosauria, Squamata, Anolidae.